GCCUCGGUCCUGCUUUUAUUUGUGUGUGUGUGAAUGUGAAUCAAAAUUAAAGUUCCGAAGCUGGCGAAUCUUAUUUGCCAUGUGUAUACUUGUUUUCAGCGCCUGGGAUACUCAGUUUACGCGGAGGUUACUAUUUAUUUGUUGAAAUGGAUGACAUAAAGCUUCAGGACAUAAAUCAGCUCCUUGAGUAUUUUGCCAAAAAUACUUACAAAGCCAAGGAAACGGAUAAACAGGGGCAGGAUAUAAUGCAACGAUGUAUUGAUUUAAUUUCAAUUGAUUAUGAUAUUUCAGUUGUAAAUAAUACUGGUGGGGAAUUGAGUGCCCAUUAUCCAAGUAGUUUGAUUGUCUUGGAGAGGGAACGUAUUAUUAAUCGACAAGAUGGGAGACAUCGUCAAAGUGGCACUAUUUAUGAAAGUUCCUCAGAGUCUUUUACUGAAUCAAACAAGCUCCGUGAUUUAAUAAGUAAAGCAAGACUUGCUAGAUGUCGUGCCAGAUUUCCCCUCCCUGUCAUCUUGUACCAGGGAAAGCACAUUUGCCGGUCUGCUACACUGUCCGGAGGUCCAGAAAUUUAUGGGCGCUCAGGGCUUGAUUAUCUCUUUUCUGGAAGUGAUACUCAAUCUGAUGAGAAAGAACCGAAACUUGAGGAGGAUAUAGAUGAGAGGCCACCUUCAUCAGGAGAUUGGCAACUGUUUGAUCGAGUGCGAAGUCAAGACAUAAGACUUCUCAAGCUGUUUAAUGUUGGUACAAUAGUGGACCUCAUGCUAGAGAAAAAGAAAGUUAAAUUUGGAGUCAAUGUCACAUCAUCCGAAAAAGUGGAUAAGGAAAAUCGCUACUCAGAGUUUACUAUUGUUUCACUACCUUACCCAGGUUGUGAAUUCUUCCGACAGUACAGAGACAACAAUUAUCAGGCUCAGGACCUUGUGUUUGAUUGGGGACAGGCCCAUGUAGAUGCUAGCAUUGUGGUUCCAGAAGAUCCUCUCCCCAAUCAACUAGCUAUCAAAUGGGACAGAUAUAAGCAAUGGGAUCUGAUAAAAUUAACUCAAAAUUACAUCCGCCUUCUCCUUCAUUACUUAUCUGAGCAGAGCUCAGGCCUUCUAGUCCACUGCAUUUCUGGCUGGGAUAGAACCCCUCUAUUCGUCUCUUUGCUCAGAUUAUCUCUCUGGGCUGAUGGGCAAGCACAUCGCUCUCUUGGACCUGCUCAAAUUUUGUAUCUUACUGUAGCGUAUGAUUGGCUGCUGUUUGGUCACAAUCUUGAGGAUCGUCUUGAUAAGGGAGAAGAAAUAUUUUUUUUCUGUUUUUACUUCCUUAAACAUAUAACUAGUGAUGAGUUCAGUGUAGUUUCAAGGUCAAGACUAAGGCAGAGUACUGAUAGUGAGCCACAUCUUGAUUGUUUAUCCUUAAGCGGUUCUAAUGUCAGUUUGAAUAGUUGGUGUAGUGCAGAUAAUAAUCCACCUGCUGUUUUCCACUUGGGUGGAUGUGAUGAAGGAUAUUCUAACCAGCACUGGUCAUCAAUGGUUGAUGGAGGUCCCCUAAGCCAUCAGAUUCCUUCAGCCCCCCCAGGUCACCAAGUUUCCCAAGGAAUACAAGGCCCUAACAACCCUGCUGGACCUCAGUUGGGACCCUCCUCCUCUCCUUCCCCUUCCCCCUCUACGCCAAGGUCACCUCAUCCAUCAAGUAGUAGGACAAGUCCUGUGGCAGUUCCUGUACCUAGUAGACUUCGUCAGCGUCAAGAAUCUAGUGGGUCUCUUAGUGUAGGAAGUUGGCAGCUUAUCUCUGGUACUGGGAGUUUGAGGGGGUCAGCGUCAACUGCAUCAAACAGUGGCUCUAUCACACCUCGGUCUGUGCAUUCACACAGUAGCUAUAACGCUGACAUGGCUGACAGUCAGGUUUCAGCAGAAUCAAGUUGCACUGUUACUGAAGAUGACUGCUUCAUCAAUAGUAGACAACCUACUGCUGCAGAAAUGAGACAAGAAAGACUAGAGAAAGUGCGUACACUUUUUUAUAAUGCCUAUUUCUCAACAAUAGGCUUUAAUCUUAAAAAUUCAGACUCUGGUUUGAGCAGUAUUUUAGGCAAUUUUGCUGAGAAAGUUGGCAUUAGAACAGUUCAACGAUCCCCAGUGUAGAAUCCUUUCAAGACUCAUUUUUAUCCUCUACACAUUGUGUGGGGCCACUGAGUAAUAUUAGUUCUAAUAUAGCAAAUGUGUGAUUCUAAUGACUUUUCUUUGAAGAACUGUGUUUUUUGAAGCACUGAUGAAUACUAAAGCACUUAAGUGAAGAAGCUUUUUAUUAUUAAAUCAACACUCAAUUUUGAAAAUUGAUAAAAAAAAAAAUCAAUAACAGAAGACCUAAAUGAUGACACAUUUUGUGCUUGGAGUAACAUUUAAAUAGGACCUGUAUUGUGUAGUCUCUUUUAGGACUAAAUAUGAGUCUUCCACUCUGUUUUGCUACUGAACGACUGCCAAAGUAAUGUGAUUCUUCUUCGGAAACUACUUUCUCUUAAGACACUAAAUUUCAACUGUGCUUCGGAUUAGGUUUGAAGACAGUUCUAUUUCUCCCUUCUUGAUGUGCGGUUUCCUUAGAUUUCCAUAAUGAAAAAGUCUUUUGGUUUCUUAAAUAUCUAGGUAGGGAGACUGACAAAGGUUCUGUUCUAAUUUCUUGACGUUAAAUACUUUCCCUGUAAGCUUCCUUAAACUGUUGUCUUUUAUUAAGGAAUACAUGUAAUUGUUGCUUUUCAGAUUGAAAGUUCAAGUACUGUCUCAAAUGUACCGUAUUCUGAUAUUACCACCAAACAAUAUGCCCUCUAAAGUAUUCUUAAGGUUUUCCUUAAAAGGAGAAUAUUUACUUAGCUGGGCAUAAUGGAUUUCUUAAAAUUUUCUUCAUAUGUGGAGCUAGUUUUAUAUUAAUGAACAGGUCUUCUUAUGUCACCUUUGUGUUCAAUAUCUAAUAUUUAUGUUCUUAGGUAUUCUCUAAGCAAUGCAUGCCACCUUUAUUUAUGUUUUAAAAAAAUCAGCUCAAUCAAUUGUGUACUCAAGGUGUGAGGCAGCCAGGCGUCUUUAUAUCUCCUUUAAGAGUCCUAGAUGAGACUAAUUAGGGCUCUAAUCUGCGUCAUUAUAUUUGAAACAAAUGGAAUCAGUUUUAGUUUGAUAAAGUUCUAAUCUUCACCGGACAAUGGCCUUUUCCUUUCAAAAGAAUGAGGCACCUGUCUCAGCAAAGAUAAAAUUACAAAUUUUUAGUUAGUCUGGGUGAACGUUCCAUACAUUUGAACUGUGGACUUUGAGAGUCUUAAGUAGACUUUCUCUCUCUUAAAUGUUCUUGUGUGACACACAAAUAUAAAAUUGCUAUUCAAUGGCUUGGCUUGUAAAAUACACUUAAAACAAAUUAAUUCUGUCUUUCUUUUAAGAAAAUGAGUCUACUUGAGCAUUGUUAGUUUUUUGACAAUGUUGUUAGUAAGUACCUGUGGUGUUCAUUGCUAUGGAAAACCUAAUUUCCAUCUACAAUCUUGGGUAUUUUCUGUGUUCAUCGUUAAGUGUAAUCUUACUUAACUUUACAGUUAAGGCUGUUGACAAUGUCAUUGACAUGCCAUGAAUUUUAUAUUUGUUGAAUUGAUCAAGCUUGAAAACAUGUUAUACAUAUACUAUAUCUGUGCGGAUCUCUCUGUUCAUUACAAAAUAUUUAAUGAAGGGCAUGUUACUUACCAUAAUGGACUCUAAUUCAUAAUAUAUUGUUCUUAUAAGCCAAUUACUAUUGUUUCAUCCAGUGCAUUGUUACUGUUGUUAUUGUUGAUGUUUCUGAGCAGCAUUGCUGUACUGUCAUCAAAUCUAUUUUUUCAGGACUAUCUACUAUUUUUUAAAUAUUUUGACUGGAUGUGUAAAGUGGCUCUAACCACUCUGUGUUUUAUGUCACUUUGGCAUUGAGUGUUGAAUUGUAAUGACUGGCAAAUUUGUUUUGUGACCGUUAUUGGAAUGUGUAGUACGAGGAAAAAAAAAUGAGGGAGUUUUGGUAAUAUACUAUCCAGUUAAGUUUGCUCACAAAUCAUUAGUGUAUUUUGUGAAAAACAAUGAGUUCCAUCUCUUACAAAUCCUAACAUAAUACACUUUAUUUUUAUUCACUGUGUGGCAAAGCUAAAUUAAUGUAGUACAGAAGUGCUCUGAAAAUUAUUGAAAGCCAUUUCUCAGAUAAAUUUAUAGAUCUUGAGAAUGCCUUUCUCAAGAAGAUAUCAUUAGUUCUCUUUACUUCAGCCUUAGUAAAUACGUAUGUAAUUCUGGUGAAAAAGCUUUAUAUUGACAUGCACUUUGAAUCUUUUCUUCAUAUGUAGGUAAUACAUUUGACAUUUGCCUUAUCAUUUGUAUCAUCUACACAUAUCCUUAAUCUGUCAAUCUGAGUUUGAAUAGUUUCUUUUCACCAUAACCAAUACAUACUUCUAAUAGAGGUGUGGGGCAAUUUACAGUGACUUUGGAAUUAUAAAAGAAUAGCAUGUAAUCAUUGUGAAAAGUUUCUGGGUGCUGGUAUUCCUCUUAGUGGGAUGUCUGUGAUUGUGCUGUUAACUGUGGUCUGAUGUCUUCCAGGAAGCUGUCAAAGUGGCUAAUUUGAUUAUUUUGAAGUGUUCUUGUUUGUUUAUAUUUAUUGUUUGUUUCUAUGAUCUAUUAGUUGAUUUCUAUGGGCCAGUGAUGGUAUUUUUUAUUUUGUUUUACUACUAUUUUUUUUUAUUUUUUUUUGAAUCUUAAGGGAUUCUAGAUUUGCUCUGUGUCAUCUUGCCUCAACCAUGUUGUUAAUGUUGAAGCUGAAAUUUGCAAUGCCACCUAGUUGUGGUGCAGGUAAACUAGUCCAUUUUAGAGACAUUUCAGGAAAAUAAAUAAUUAUCCUGGUCGUCCUUGUUUCUAUUUUUUAUGGUAGCAGUCAAGUGUUUAUUUUGUCAGACCUAAGUUGUUGUACAGUCAUGGCUGUGACCAUAUUUGAAAAUAUGUAAAUAUUAAAACCUGUGUAUGGUUUUAUACUGUGAAAAAUUUGUAUAUGUGUUGUAUAAGGUUAUUAUAUGAAUAUAUUUAUUUUAAUGUCAUAUAA
Frankliniella occidentalis (western flower thrips) is the source of this 5061-nucleotide messenger RNA. RefSeq names its product myotubularin-related protein 14 (gene EDTP). Gene Ontology annotation, biological process: dephosphorylation. The transcript is spliced from 11 exons. NCBI's taxonomy places the organism in Eukaryota, Metazoa, Arthropoda, Insecta, Thysanoptera, Thripidae. The coding region runs from base 147 to 2123 and encodes 658 amino acids. Gene Ontology annotation, molecular function: phosphatidylinositol-3-phosphate phosphatase activity. The record is from RefSeq and is a predicted model, not a curated record.